UGACUGGCAGAUUGGCGGCAACUCAAAUCGAAAAACGACGCGUCUGUGCUCAACAUCCCCUCAAAUGCUCGGGUCCAUUCGGUCGUAUUUUUCGCCUCGUCAUAUGAACAAACCUGAAGCUACUCCGCCAGCUGAUGCGGCGAAGGUUGCUGGGGAUGAGGGGACUGGGGUGAAGUCGGAAACAGCGACGACAGCGACGGCGACGGAAUCGAAGGACGCGUCUUCUGAGACGAAGCCUGAUCAGGCCAUGUCUGAUACGAAGGAAAUCAAAGAUGAGAAUGUCAAAGAGGAGAGACAGGAGACGAAGGGAUCUGUCAUUACGGAAGAGAUGCUCAAAGAAGAACAAGCCCUCGAAGCCGAAACCGCCGCCGCCCACAAGAAGCGUAUGGAAGAGUUCCGCAAGCAAGAAUCCUCAGCAGGCCAGACUGAGGAGGAAAAGAAGCGGUUUCAGCGUCUUCAAGCGUUGAUGGACAAAUCCAAGAUCUACACGUCUAUUUUGGCGGAGAAGUUACAGCAGAGACAGGUCGAGAUGUCGUCUACCACCACGCCGGCUGGGUCGGUUGUUGGUACGCCUGCACCGGAGGAAGCACCUGCACCGGUGAAGAAAACGAGGGGAAGGAAGAAGGGCGCGAAGAAAGCGAAAGAGGAGAAGGCGAGAGGGGUUGCGUCGGCACUCGCGCAAGGUGAAGAGGAUUCGGGGGUGAAUGCCACCGCGACGCCCUCUGCUUCCGCUCGUCAACCUGAAUUAGUCACGGGUGGGGUUCUGAAGGACUACCAGCUUGCGGGGCUGGAGUGGAUGGUAUCCCUGUACGAGAACGGGUUGAACGGUAUCCUCGCCGACGAGAUGGGGUUGGGGAAGACGUUACAAACCAUCGCCUUCAUCGCAUUCCUCCGCGGCAAGGGAAUCAACGGUCCCUUCCUCGUUGUCGCGCCAUUAUCGACCCUCUCGAACUGGGUGAGCGAGUUCCACCGCUUCACGCCCGAUAUCCCGGUAUGUCUCUACCACGGCGCUCCCGAAGACCGCGCAGACAUCCGCACAAAGUAUUUUAGGAAGACGAAUGAUGCGUCGUUCCCAGUUAUCGUGACGAGUUAUGAGAUGAUCACCGCGGCGAAAGAUCGUGGGUAUUUGGCGAAAGUGGGGUGGAAGUAUAUCAUUGUCGAUGAAGCACACCGGUUGAAGAAUUUUAAUUCGGCGUUGAUGAGGGAGUUGAAGUCGUACUACUCCGAUAACCGACUUUUGCUUACCGGAACGCCUUUGCAGAAUAAUUUGGCGGAGUUGUGGUCGUUGCUUAAUUUCCUUCUUCCGGAGAUUUUUGGCGAUCUGGAUGAGUUCCAGUCUUGGUUCGAUUUCUCGGCACUCCAGGAAGAGGAAGGCGGAGGGAAUAUUGCACAACAUGCCUCGGUCGUCUCCUCCCUUCACUCUAUCCUCAAGCCUUUCUUACUUCGUCGCAUGAAGGUCGACGUGCUCGGUGAUUCGCUCCCACCGAAGCGCGAAUACCUCCUCUAUGCACCACUCACGAAAAAGCAGAAUGAGAUCUACCAAGCGACUCUGAAGGGUGAGUUGCAUUCAUAUCUUCUGAAGGAGUACGUUGCUAUGGAAGCGGUGUCCGAGGAAGACGUGGGGGAGGAGGAUUUCCUCGAAUCGGCCCAGAAAAAGAUCGAGACCAGAAAGCGGAAGAUACAAGAAGUCGACGACGGAGCCGAUUCCUCAGCCCUUCGUUCCAAGCGUGCUUUGAAGGAGGUGAACUACGGUGCCGAUUCCAUGUCUGACCAGGCAUACGUCGAUCUCGCUCUCGCCAUUGAAAACGGAGAAGUCGCAGAGGAAGAAGAGGAAAUCGUCCUCAGUGCGUCCGAAGAAGUCCUGAAGCGGGCACAGCGACUCCUCAAGGCCCAGCGCCUACAGAUGUCCUUCAUGCAACUCCGUAAAGCCGCAAACCACCCCUACCUCUUCGACCUAUGGCCCACGAAACCGGGCACGGACGAAUACCUAAGCAACCACGACACCGUGAACCUCAGCGGAAAGAUGCUCCUCCUCAACCGCAUGCUAGAAGCCCUCUUCGCCAAGGGCCACAAAGUCCUCAUAUUCUCCCAAUUCACGACAAUGCUCGACGUAAUCCAGGUCUGGGCCGAACAGCUUAAGGGCUGGCCGACGUCUCGUAUUGAUGGUGAAGUCAUCCAGGAAGAUCGUCGGGAGAUGAUCAAGGACUUCCAGAACCCGGACUCCAAGUCUGGGGUUAAUCUGUUUUUGCUGAGUACGAGAGCGGGAGGGUUGGGUAUUAAUUUGACUGCGGCAGAUACGGUCAUCAUUUUUGAUAGUGAUUGGAAUCCGCAGCAGGAUUUGCAGGCGAUGGAUCGGGCACAUAGAAUUGGGCAGAAAAGGCCGGUGAUUGUGUACCGGUUCGCCUCCGCAAACACCAUCGAAACUCGUCUUCUCGCUGCGGCAGAAUCCAAGAGACAGCUGGAGAAGCUCGUUAUUCGAAAAGGAAAGUUCAAGUCCCUGCUCGCGUCCGACGGAAAUGAGAAGGAGAAUGAUGAGCCGGAUCUGGCAGAGAUUUUGAGGAGGGAAGCGGAGAAUAUCAACGUCAAAGACCAGCACGAUGAGAUUCUGACAGAUGAACAGUUGGCAAAACUGAUGGAUCGCUCGCCUGAAGCAUACGAAAACGCAAAGAAGGGGUUGGAGGGCCACAUGGGAGGUGCUUUCAAGAUCGUUGAAACGAAGAGCGACCAAAUCGCAAACGCAUAGUUACAGCUACGCUCCAUCAUAGAGGGGUCCAUCACAUAACAUAGACGCACCAAAAUUCAAAUUUUUGACAAACUA
Messenger RNA from Saitoella complicata NRRL Y-17804, 2818 nucleotides. RefSeq lists its product as uncharacterized. The transcript has a single exon. The record is from RefSeq and is a predicted model, not a curated record. Bases 65 to 2743 code for a protein of 892 amino acids. Lineage: Eukaryota; Fungi; Ascomycota; Saitoellomycetes; Saitoellales; Saitoellaceae. Gene Ontology annotation, biological process: pericentric heterochromatin formation; lymphocyte proliferation; negative regulation of gene expression via chromosomal CpG island methylation. Gene Ontology annotation, cellular component: nucleus; pericentric heterochromatin. Gene Ontology annotation, molecular function: ATP-dependent chromatin remodeler activity; chromatin binding; ATP binding.